Molecule: messenger RNA, 1629 nt
Organism: Lotus japonicus
Lineage: Eukaryota; Viridiplantae; Streptophyta; Magnoliopsida; Fabales; Fabaceae
Exons: 3
Coding region: 1-1629 (542 amino acids)
Source: RefSeq, a predicted model, not a curated record
AUGUAUAAGGUUGUCUCAAAGGUGCUUGCAUUGAGAUUGAAGAAGCAACUGUCUAAGGUAAUCCAUGAGAACCAGUUUGCUUUUCUUGGUGGCAGAAACAUGCUAGAUAGCGUAGUGGUGCUGAAUGAGGUUAUCCAAGCAACAAAGAAGGUGAAAAAACAAACUUUGUUAUUUAAGGUUGACUACGAAAAAGCAUAUGACUCAGUGCGCUGGGAAUUCUUGUCAUAUAUGAUGCAGAGGAUGCAAUUUAGUAGUAGAUGGAUUUGUUGGAUUAUGGGCUGUUUGGAAUCAGCAACAAUGUCUGUAUUGGUUAAUGGUAGCCCGUGUGAGGAGUUUAGAAUUGGCAAGGGACUGCGUCAAGGGGACCCCCUUGCUCCGUUCUUGUUUUUGAUAGUUGCAGAAGGACUUAAUGGCUUUUUCUCACAAGCAGUUCGCCUUGGCAGAUUUCGAGGCUUUCAUUUGGGUAGGAACUCAAAUAUUGACAUCUCCAUGCUUCAAUUUGUAGAUGACACAAUAUUUAUCCCUGAAGGUGUCUUGAAAGUCUGUACUGGCAUCAUGAGGAAAUUCUUGUGGGGAGGUGUGGAUGAGGGGAGUAAAAUUGCAUGGGUAAAGUGGUCGGUGGAUUGCAAACCUAAAGAACAUGGAGGUUUAGGGAUAAAAGAUUGGCGGACAUUUAAUACAGCACUGCUUAGUAAAUGGAGUUGGAGAUUUUUGAAUGAGUCGGAUAGCUUGUGGUGCCGUUUUGUGAAAACGAGGUGUGAUGUGAAUUUAAAAUUGUGUGGUGAGUCCCCAUGGUGGCGUGAUGUGAAAUCUGUUUGUCUAGUAGAUGGGUGGAAGUGGUUUGAGGCGAGGCUCCAAAAAACCGUACUAGGAGGUGGUGCUACUAGUUUCAGGACUGAAAACUGGUUGGGGACUGGUGCAUUGGAGCCUAGGUUUCACUGGUUAUAUAACCUCUCUGGGCAAAAGUAUGAAAUUGUACAGCGCAUGGGGCUAUGGCAUAAUGGUGCUUGGCAUUGGGUGUUUCGGUGGAGGAGGGAACUGAGGGGUAGGGAGUUCAGCUGGCUGGGGGAAUUAAUGGCUCAACACUUGGAGGAAAGGGAUCCUGUGUUUGCUCUGUUUUGGUCAGCUCCAGUACCCUUAAAUAUCAAGGCAUUCAUAUGGAGGGUGCUCUUGGGCACGCUGCUGACUCGGGAUAACCUGGUUAAGCGACAUGUUAUCAAUCCUGGUGUGGAAGCACUCUGUCCUUUUUGCAACUUGGUUGAGGAGACGUGCUCACAUUUGCUCUUCUCAUGUCCUGUCUCGUUGCAAAUCUGGUAUGACUGCUAUGCAUGGCUUGGGAUCUCAACUUCACAGAUUCCAACUCCAAGGGAUCACUUGCUUCAAUUUUCGUCAAUCGGACUGAGUAGAGAUAAAAAAUUGGGCGAAAUUGUCAUUUGGAUGGCAACUACUUGGCUAAUCUGGCUACUGCGGAACAGGGUGAUAUUCCAAGCUGGUGAGAUCGAUGUGACCAAUAUUCUGGAGCUGAUACAGGUCAAGGUGUGGCAAUGGCUGAGAGCCAAGGUGAAGAAGUUCACAUACUCAUGGUAUGAAUGGAAGAUGAAUCCAUUAGUUUGUCUCCUCUCUAUCUAA